Dalotia coriaria is the source of this 1322-nucleotide messenger RNA. RefSeq lists its product as uncharacterized. NCBI's taxonomy places the organism in Eukaryota, Metazoa, Arthropoda, Insecta, Coleoptera, Staphylinidae. Gene Ontology annotation, molecular function: nucleic acid binding. Bases 532 to 1023 code for a protein of 163 amino acids. The record is from RefSeq and is a predicted model, not a curated record. Gene Ontology annotation, biological process: tRNA splicing, via endonucleolytic cleavage and ligation. The transcript is spliced from 4 exons.
UCGGAAAAUAUCCGACGGCUGACCGCACACACUCGUGCACAUGCUCGUCUGAAUUCUAUUCGCGAUAAACCACUUAUUAGUUGUGUGCUGUACGCACUUGUUAUUACGAAAUACUCUCGAUGAUUAACCGACUUUCAUGCUACUACCGAAUUAAAAUUAGAAAAGCCGACAAGAGUGUCGAGAAAAGACCGCGAGGCAACACAUGCUCUCCGCACAACAAGCACGGCUAACUAAAUCACUGGUACACAGGUACAUACUCGUGAACUACGUGUAUCCAAUGUACGCUGCGCGCGCACCUCAUCUAGUAUAUACGGAGUAUGCAUGUUAUGUUUACAUUCCAUUUAUUUAAGGAAAGUCGGAAGUGCUUUUGUACAUGAUUGGAAGUUAUACAUAACAAAUGUUAUUUAAGAUUCAAACCGUGGAUUAAGAAUAUAGAUUCAAACGUCCAUAAUGUCCAUUCUUGGGAUAAUAAUUUGCCAUGUGAUGCCGUGAGGUUAUGAGAACACAUAUUUUACCAUCAUUAGCAAACCAAUGGACAAACUCAUUGAGGAAAUUACUACCUUAGGUUGUGAAUCCAAAGAAGAUGCCACUUUAUGUGCUUUAACAUAUUUAGAACUCCUGAGAAGACAGGAUAAACAAACUCUUUCUGAUACAACCUUUCAUUUUAAUGGACAUAUUAAAAAGGCAUAUUGUCAGACAAGAGUGGGUGAGAAAAGUGGACCAAUGAAGUUAUUUGUUCCUAUAAGCAGUUCAUUGGCUUUGAAUCCUCAAAUUUGGGAUGAUUAUUUUGCUUUAAUUACUGACAUACACAUACCAAAUUGUGUGGUACUGGUUAUUUGGGAGGCUGAUAGUACUUUUGUGUUUUAUGAAAUAUCAAAAGGAUUAGGAUCACCUCCAAAUAAAAAAAGUAAUAAACAAUCACGUCGAAAGAAAUCAAUGGUGCAAAAGAAAGUUACGGAAGUACCUGAACUAAAAAGACAAAAAGAUACAUCUGAUGUACCUGGGCCAAGUACUGAAUCUUAAAAAAGUGUUCUUGUUUAUUGUUUAAUGUUCAUUAUGCAGUUCUAUCUUUAUGAAUUACAUACUUUAUAAUUCAACUUAUGAUGUACAGUAUUAAGUUUCAUGAUAUUUCACCCAUUCAUGCGCUCUACUGAGUCGUUUAAAAUCACUCAUAUUUAUAUGGAAAGUAUAAUUUAUAAUAUGUAUAUUAAAGCAUUGAAAAAUUAGGUAAAUAUGUACAUAAAUAUGUUGAUUUAUUACGAUUAAUAAAUGUAAUGUGUGUAUAUCGUCUACAAGGCAAUAAAGACUAAGAAUACUAACAA